Molecule: messenger RNA, 2382 nt
Organism: Acinonyx jubatus (cheetah)
Lineage: Eukaryota; Metazoa; Chordata; Mammalia; Carnivora; Felidae
Gene: AUNIP
Product: aurora kinase A and ninein interacting protein
Exons: 4
Coding region: 1181-2275 (364 amino acids)
Biological process (GO): spindle organization
Cellular component (GO): centrosome; spindle pole
Source: RefSeq, a predicted model, not a curated record
AUAGAAAGCUAAUGCAGAUUUUGGUUCUGGCAGUGGAGUGCUGCCUAACAAAAACCGAAAAUGGGGGAGUGGCUUUGGAAUGCGGCAGUGGGUGGCAGCUGGAAGGACUUGGAAGGGAGUGCUAGUGAAAGCUUGAAGAGCUUUUAAAAACUGCUUUUAGAACUAGGAUGGUCUUUGAGGAAGCUGUGGGUGAGGGUUUAAAGGAAAGUGAAAAUAAUGUUACUGGAAAUUAGAGGAAAGGGGAUCCUUGUUACGUAGUGACAGGAGGUUUAUUACAACUACUGCUGGCUGUAGUGAGGUGGAAGGUGGAGAACGUACUUAAGGAACUGGGUGAUGUGAUGCAGCUAAGGAGAUUUCUAGGCAGUACCGAAGGUGUUACCUCGUUUCUUCUUGCUGGUUAUAGCAAAGUGUCAGAGGAGAGACAGGAGCUAAAGGAAGCCUCUUAAACAAAGAGGAGCCUAAACUUGCCGGUUUUGACAAUUCUCAGCCAAUUCAGGUGGCACACAGUGGACUUUUCUUUGCAGGAAGUUUUUAAGUUACUAAUUUAAUCUCUUUACUUGUUAUAGGUCUAUUCAGAUAUACACUUGGAAAGAUAGUCGAUAUCAUUAGUCACUAGGGAAAUGCAAAUCAAAACCACAAGGAGAUAACCACUUGGCACCCACUAGAAUGGCUAUAAUCAAAAAGAGAAUACCAAGUUGUUAUCAACUUGGAGAAACUGGAACCCCCAUACAUUGCUGGUGCACGUAUAAAACGGUAGAGGCAGUUUGCAGGACGGUUCGGCAGUUCCUCAAAACGUUCAACGUAGUUACCUAUACGUUCAACGUAUGACCUGGCACUUCUGCCUUUAUGUGUAUACCCGAGAUAUGAAAAGAUAUUUUCACAAAAAACUCGUACACCAAUGAGUGAAUGUUUGAAUGUUUGUAGCAACAUUUCCUGUAAUAGUAAAGAAUAAAAACAGCCCAGUCGCCCGACAAUGAUGAAUGGAUAGAUAAAAGGGUAUAUCCAAACAAUGGAAUAUUAUUUGGCAAUAAAAAGGGACUAAAGUUCAUACACCUGCUGCAAGCUGGAUGAACCUCCAAAACACACUCAGUGAAAGAAGCCAGUCACAAAAGACCAGCUGUUGUAUGAUGUAUGAAAGGUCCGGAAUAGACAAAUCUCUAGAUACAUAAAAACACAUGUAAUGAAGCCAAACACCAAAAUGCUAACACUUUUUCCUGGAGAAAAAAAGGCUAAGAUUUCCUUUACUCAAAGAAUUGCACCUGCAGGCAUUCGGCAGACCAGCAUCGCUUCCUUCUUCACCUUGCAGCCAGGAAGGACAACUGGUGGUGACCAGAGGAAUGUUUCAUCUCCUAUAGAAAGUCAGACCAACAAAGAGUCUAAGAAUGAUGUAACCCAGCUAGACCAUUUGAUCCAGGGCUUAGGGGAUGAUUGCAUGGCACCCCCAUUAGCCACUUCAACCCCUGCAGACACCCAGGAAGCCGGACUUUCUCCACAGCCCCUCCAGGAUUCUGGCCACCACAGAAUGGGAACACCAUUUUUGACUGUGCUGUCUUUGCUCCAGCCUGACACCUUAGUCUGUGCUGGAAAGACUAAAGCCUCUCCAUCUUGUUCCUUCACCAAGAACUUGGAAGGUUCUCGCUCACUGGACCAAAAGGAGGAAGAGAAAGACUCUUCCUGGAAAAGGGAACGGCUUCAUGGAUCUAAGAAAAAGAACUAUCAGGGUGUGGAGAGACCCAUUAAACCACCUCGGGGCAAGGGCCAUGAGCCCUUGGACAAGACGCCAUUAGAAAAGGUGUCUGCAAAAGAAACCAGACAGACCCCGAUCCUCUUUCAAACAUACAGGGAUUCCUGGAAUGGGGAAAACACACACUCAGUGAAACAAAGCCCUUGUCCUAUCCCUCUAUUUUCUUGGGACAGUGAAAAGAAUGACAAGGACUCUUGGAGUCAGCUUUUUACUGAGGAUUCUCAGGGCCAGCGAGUCAUUGCCCACAACUCUAGAGCUCCUUUCCAAGAUGUAACCAACAACCAGAAUCAGGGCUUAGGGCAGUUUUCUAGCAGCCGUUGGGCUCAGUGCCAGGAGACGCCCACUCAGUUAAAUCUGCAGCCUGAUUUGCUCUUUACCCAGGACUCAGAAGGGUCUCACCUGAACACCUGUGUUCUAGCCGAGAUGUUAUCCACCAGGUGGCAGUUUCCCAUGUUGCAGGUACGCUACCUUAAGAGGCUCAAACAGCCCCUAGGGGGCAAGUGUGCAAGCUGUAAGAUGGAACUACUUUAAGAGUUUGGGUAAAAUCCCUACAGAAGGGGACAAGAGGCUCCCUACAGAAGUGUUUUUUUUGUUUUUAUAUAGGCAGGACUUUAUAAGAAAAGAGGGGAAGCCUCUUU